AUGUCACAAGACUCGAAAGAUCAGAACCCAAAGCAGCAAACAAUCUCUAAGCCCGCUCCAUGGUCUCCGGGUGAGACUAACAUAAAAUCUUUCUCAGGAUACUCACUACAAUUUACUACCUGGGCUUCUUCCUGUCCGAAAAGUAAGCUGCAUUCCCCUUCUACUAAGUCAGAUACACCUCCAACAACCCCUGCGCCCUCACAAUUGUCACAACCAUCUCAACAAUCACCAAUUAACCCUUCAGCAAAAUCAAACUAA
Messenger RNA from Eremothecium sinecaudum, 258 nucleotides. RefSeq names its product Ies4p (gene IES4). The transcript has a single exon. The coding region runs from base 1 to 258 and encodes 85 amino acids. Lineage: Eukaryota; Fungi; Ascomycota; Saccharomycetes; Saccharomycetales; Saccharomycetaceae. The record is from RefSeq and is a predicted model, not a curated record.